AUGAGUCAAAACUUCCUGCAGCUUAAUGCCUCAAAAACAGAGGCCAUCCAAACUGAGAAGCUGGUCCACGCCUUCGUCUCCUCCAGGCUGGAUUACUGCAAAGCUCUCCUCAUCAGGAUCUCUUCAGAAGCUCCAGCACGUACAGAACAGCGCUGCCAGGGUCCUGAUGAGGCAGAUAAAACCAGAACCACACUGACAGCAGAGGAAACAAUCAUACCACUAGGGGGCAGUGUUAGACUGACCUGCUCUGUGGAUGGAUCUGCUGACUGGAAGUUUGACUGGUUCAGAAAUGGGAAACAAUAUUCUGUAGACCAGACCAGAGGAAACAUUGAGCCAUACAGAGUCAUCAGUAUCUCAGAGGGAGGUCUAUACAGCUGCAGAGGAGGAAGAGGAGAUCCAGUUUUUACAACAGAAACAAGCAAAGAAAUCUCUAUUAGGAAAACUGUGUCUAAGCCCACUGUGAUCCUUCAACCCAACUGGCCUCAGAUAUUCAGAGGAGAGAAAGUCACUCUGAGAUGUGAGAUCCAUGGAGGUGGAGGAGCUCAGUGGACGUAUGAAUGGAGACCAACCAACAGAAACUCUGAAACAUCCAGUGAAUACAGGAUCAACACAGCUACUGAAUCCUACAGUGGAGAAUAUAGAUGCAGGGCUGCAGGUGACUACCAGAUAACAGACUGGAGUGAUGCCUUCAGACUGACAGUUAGAGCAGAUAAACCCACAGCCUCAUUGAUAUCGGAUCAGAGAAUAAUACCACUAGGGGGCAGUAUAACACUGACCUGCUUUGUGUCCAGCUCUACUGACUGGAAGUUUGACUGGUUCAGAAAUGGGAAACAAUAUUCUGUAGUCCAGACCAGAGGAAACAUUGAGCCAUACAGAGUCAUCAGCAUCUCAGAGGGAGGUCUAUACAGCUGCAGAGGAGGAAGAGGAGAUCCAGUUUUUACAACAGAAACAAGCAAUGAAUUCUCUAUUAGGAAAACUGUGUCUAAGCCCACUGUGAUCCUUCAACCCAACUGGCCUCAGAUAUUCAGAGGAGAGAAAGUCUCUCUGAGAUGUGAGAUCCAUGGAGGUGGAGGAGCUCAGUGGACGUAUGAAUGGAGACCAACCAACAGAAACUCUGAAACAUCCAGUGAAUACAGGAUCAACACAGCUACUGAAUCCUACAGUGGAGAAUAUAGAUGCAGGGCUGCAGGUGACUACCAGAUAACAGACUGGAGUGAUGCCUUCAGACUGACAGUUAGAGCAGAUAAACCCACAGCCUCAUUGAUAUCGGAUCAGAGAAUAAUACCACUAGGGGGCAGUAUAACACUGACCUGCUAUGUGUCCAGCUCUACUGGCUGGAAGUUUGACUGGUUCAGAAAUGGGCAACAAUAUUCUGUAGAUCAGACCAGAAGAAACAUUGAGCCAUACGGAGUCAUCAGCAUCUCAGAGGGAGGUCUAUACAGCUGCAGAGGAGGAAGAGGAGAUCCAGUUUUUACAACAGAAACAAGCAAUGAAAUCUCUAUUAGGAAAACUGUCUCUAAGCCAACAGUGAUCCAACAACCCAGUGGGUCUGAUGUAUACAGAGGAGAGAAAGUCACUCUGAGAUGUGAGAUUUAUGGAGGUGGAGGAGCUCAGUGGACGUAUGAAUGGAGAACAACCAGCGGAAACUCUCCAACAUCCAGUGAAUACGGGAUCAACAGAGUCUCUACGUCUGACAGUGCAGAAUACAGCUGUAGGGCUGAAGGAGAUCAUCAGAUAACAGAAUGGAGUGAUGCUUUAACACUGGCAGUGAGAUCAGAUAAACCCAGAGCCACACUGAGAGCAGAGAAAACAACGAUACCACUAGGGGGCAGUGUUAGACUGACCUGCUCUGUGGAUGGAUCUGCUGACUGGAAGUUUGACUGGUUCAGAAAUGGGCAACAAUAUUCCGUAGUCCAGACCAGAGGAAACAUUGAGCCAUACAGAGACAUCAGCAUCUCAGAGGGAGGUCUAUACAGCUGCAGAGGAGGAAGAGGAGAUCCAGUUUUUACAACAGAAACAAGCAAUGAAACCUCUAUUAGGAAAACUGUCUCUAAGCCCACUGUGAUCCUUCAAUCCAACUGGUCCCAGAUAUUCAGAGGAGAGAAAGUCACUCUGAGAUGUGAGAUCCAUGGAGAUGGAGGAACUCAGUGGACGUAUGAAUGGAGACCAACCAGCAGAAACUCUCCAACAUCCAGUGAAUACAGGAUCACUGCAGCUGACAGUGGAGAAUAUGAAUGCAGGGCUAGAGGAGACUACCAGAUAACAGACUGGAGUGAUGCCUUCAGACUCACAGUUAGAGAUAAACCUCAGCCUGUCCUCUCUGUGUCUCCAUCAGAUAAACCUCAGCCUGUCCUCUCUGUGUCUCCAUCAGAUAAACCUCAGCCUGUCCUCUCUGUGUCUCCAUCAGAUAAACCUCAGCCUGUCCUCUCUGUGUCUCCAUCAGAUAAACCUCAGCCUGUCCUCUCUGUGUCUCCAUCAUGGCUGAGUCCUGGAGCCUCAGUGACUCUGAGCUGUGGGGGGUUGGAGCAUCCAUCUGCAGGAUGGAGGUUCUUCUGGUAUAAAGUGGUUCCAGCUAAAUCCAGCAGCUCCUACAGCUUAGAGCUGCUGACUGACAGAACCAACUGGACUGAACAGAACUCCUACCUCAUUAAUGGACAGAAUCACUCAGCAGGAUAUGUGUGCAGAGCAGGAAGAGGAGAACCAGUGUUUUACACUGAAUACAGUGAAGCAAAGUUUGUCUGGUCUGCAGACGCUCAUCCAGCUGCUUCUCUCUCAGUGACUCCAGACAGAGUUCAACAUUUUACCUAUCAGUCUGUCACUCUGAGCUGUAGUGGGAACAACACUGAGUGGAGAAUGAGGAGGUUUACAGAAACAGGUGGACUAUCAGACAUUCACUGCUCCAACUGGGGGACAAUGACUGGGUCCUUAUGUUCUAUAAACACAGACUGGUCUCACAGUGGAGUGUACUGGUGUGAGUCUGGAUCAGGAGAUUUUAGCAACGCAGUCAACAUCACUGUACAGGAUAAACAUUAUAGUAUUAUCCUGGUGAGCCCCGUCCAUCCUGUGACUGAGGGAGAUCCUGUUACUCUGAGCUGCGGAAAUAAAGAACAAAAACUUCUCUCCAAUGUGUUUUUCUAUCACAAUAACAAACUGAUCCACAAUGACAGCAGAGAGGAGCUGAACAUCUAUGCAGUGUCAAAGUCAGAUGAAGGUUUCUACAAGUGUGAACAUUCAGGAAAGGAGUCACCAGAGAGCUGGAUGGCUGUUAGAGUGUCUCUGUCCAGUCCUGUUGACUCUUCAUUUGCUGUGCUGAUGAUUGUUGGACCAUUUAUAGGAAUAAUUCUCAUUAUCUUGCUGCUGCUGUUGUGGUGCUACACACGGUUCAAAGAUUUCUGCAUCAGGUCAGAAAGCAACAGUCAGAGCUCCACCACCAAUCAUGGAGUCAACCAGACAGACAGCCAAGUUUACAGCUCUCUGCUGCACGGUGAUGUUGAGUAUGAGUCAUUUCACCGGGCCACAAUCAAAGGGAGCCCUGAUGACCCAGAUGAGGAUCCUGUUUACAGUAAUAUUGAAGCAGAAACCACAGGAAUGUAG
This is a messenger RNA of Cyprinodon tularosa, 3594 nucleotides long. RefSeq names its product basement membrane-specific heparan sulfate proteoglycan core protein-like. The coding region runs from base 1 to 3594 and encodes 1197 amino acids. Gene Ontology annotation, biological process: cell surface receptor signaling pathway. The transcript has 19 exons. NCBI's taxonomy places the organism in Eukaryota, Metazoa, Chordata, Actinopteri, Cyprinodontiformes, Cyprinodontidae. Gene Ontology annotation, molecular function: transmembrane signaling receptor activity. The record is from RefSeq and is a predicted model, not a curated record.